AAUUUAACAGUCGACAUAUUGUUUGAAAUUUCAAAUGUGCAUUAUUGUUUUAACAGUCUUCCUGCUUGAUCAAGAUCUUAGACCUCAAUCCUAAAGCAGGAGCAAAAAUAUGGCUCAAGUGAUGAACAUUGAGAUCACCAAGAAGGAAAUCAUAAAACCAUCCUCUCCAACUCCCCACUACCUCAAAAGGUUCAAGCUUUCUCUUUUGGAUCAGCUUGCUCCAGUAGCCUAUGGUCCUCUGGUUCUUUUCUACCCCAACAAUGUCAAUGGGGUUGCGACGGAGGAAAGAUCUCAGCAGCUGAAGAAAUCACUCUCGGAAACCUUAACCUGCUUCUACCCUCUUGCCGGAAGAAUCAAAGAUAACAUCUUUAUUGAUUGCAAUGAUGAGGGGGCUAUUUACGUUGAAGCUCAAGUCAACUCCCUUCUCUCAACCUUCCUUCAUCAACCCGAUUUUGAUUUUCUAAAAUUGUUCCUUCCCAUUGAGGUUGGAUCCUCUGAAGCAGCAACUGGGCCUCUUUUACUUGUUAAAGCCAGUUUCUUUGAGUGUGGUGGAUUGGCCAUAGGCGUGUGCUUCUCACACAAGCUUGCUGAUGCAUCAACUCUUGGCCUUUUCGUCAAAGCUUGGGCUGCCACAUCUCUUGGUAUUGGUGACACUGUGGUACCGGACUUCAGCAGUGCAGCAAUCCGAUUCCCGCCUAGAGAUUUCUCGGUGCAGAGGCCUGCCGUGGAGAUGAAGAUAGGAAAGUGUGUGACAAGGAGAUUUGUUAUUGAUGGACCAAAGAUGAGGGAUCUUAAAGCUAAAGUCACUAGUGGAAGUGUUGAGAAACCGACAAGAGUUGAAGCUGUUACUAGCCUCAUAUGGAGUUGUGCAAUGAAUGCAUCAAAAUUAAGUUCAGGGGCUUCAAAUGUGUCAAUGGUGUCACAAUCGGUGAACAUACGCAAACGGAUUGUGCCACCAUUGCUGCAAACCUCAGUUGGGAAUCUUGUGGGGUACUACGCUGUAAGGACGGACGAGAGUGGGAUAGAGUUGAAGGAAUUGGUUUCCCAAAUGAGGAAGGCAAUGAUCGAGUUUAAUGAAAACCAUCCCAAGAGAUUGAAAGGGGAAAACAUGUUCGAAGUCAUUUGCGAGUAUUUUAAAGAGAUUGGAAGCAUUAUGAGAAGAGAUGACAUAAACUUCUUCAUCUGCACAAGUGUAUGCAACUUUGGAAUAUAUGAGAUUGAUUUCGGGUGGGGGAAGCCAAUUUGGGCGACCAUCCCUGGUGGUACACUCAAGAAUGUUGCUACUUUGAUGGACACCAUAGAGCGUGAUGGAGUAGAUGCAUGGAUAAGUUUAAGUGAGGAAGACAUGGCCAUAUUCGAACGUGACCCGGAACUUCUUGCAUUUGCUUCUGUAAAUCCAAGUGUAUUUGAACCUGUAACAAGGAGCUCUUCUCUUUAAUUUCUUAGGAUAUCGUUGGUGUUUGUUUCUGUUUUGUGUUUCUAAAAUUGUUCGUGCAUGUUUGGCUCAUAAUUAAUAUGGUACCAUUUCUUGUGUUUCUUAUUUCAUAUGAAGUUUGAAUAAGAUGCAGCUGUGUGUUGUGCAGUGUCAUUUUAAUUGCA
Molecule: messenger RNA, 1599 nt
Organism: Malus domestica (apple)
Lineage: Eukaryota; Viridiplantae; Streptophyta; Magnoliopsida; Rosales; Rosaceae
Product: BAHD acyltransferase At5g47980
Source: RefSeq, a predicted model, not a curated record